UUAAGUACAUUUCGUGUUAACUUAGUUUUCCCUCUCUCGGCCUUUUUUUUUUUUUUCUUUCAUAUUUUUAGCUGCAAAAUUUAUCUCAUAAAGCUGCAACUGAUAUCACCUAAAAAUAUACAGAGAAAGAAAGUGUGUUCACUGGGUAACAGCAUGCAUACACACAGUUUUUUUUUGCAGAGUAAAAAAAAAUAUAUAGAAAAUAAAUUUUGAGAAAAGGGUAUUUUGGGUUUGUAUUUUCUAAGCUUAUAAUAGAAGAAUCAGAAUGAUCACAAAUUUCAAGAAACAGUAUUUGCAGAGGAGAAGAAAAAAACUAAAAAUUGAAACUUUUUUGUAUUUUGUUUAUAUAUUUUGAAAAAAAGAGAGAAAAGGGUGUUUGAUGUUUGUAUUUUCUUAGCUUAUGGAGUAAUAGAGGAAUCAAGAAUGAUGUAACUAUUUUCAAGAAACAGUAUUUGCAGAGUAGGUAAAAAAAAAAAAAAAAUUGAAUCUUUUUUGAAUUAUAUUUGAAAAAGAGAGAAAAGGGUUUUUGGGGUUUCAUCAGAAUGAUGACUACUUUCAUCGAAAGGUCAGUUUCUUUUUGAUGAAAAAAAAGUUUUUUUUUUUUUUUAUAUAAAGGUACUAAUUGAUAGCUAAAGACCCCUCAUGCUUUGGUCCGCGUGCUUUGAUGGAAAAAUAAAACUGACCCCUUUUGUUUGUAAUUUUUUUUUUUUUUUGGUUUUGAUGGGGUGUUGAUGGAGAGUAUAGUAAGGCCCACUUAGAUUUUGCAGAGAAAGAGAGAGGUCCUUUUUGCAGUGUGUGGGGUGUUUGUUCUUUGGUUUUGGAUUAUUUGGGCAUGCUCUUUCUCUGUCCAAUUAGAUUGUUUUCUUGUAUAUUAACUUAGAUUCUCUCUGAGUCUUUGUUUUUCUUUGGUCUUUUAUUCUUCAAGAAAAUGUUGUCAUGUCCUUUACUAUGUUUUGAAGAAUCAUUCCUUUGACAGUUAUGUUAGUUUUAGGUUGUUUAGAUUAAGGAAGAUGUCAUAUUGUUGACUUGUUGGUUGGUGGGUUGUGUGUGGGUUUUUGGAAAGAUGGGUUCUUUGGUUUUGUUUUUGGGGUUGAAGUGAGGGAAAUCAUAGAGGUUUUUAUGGGUUCUGCUGAAGAGAAGAGCAAACCAGGAAGUUUGGUCAGUGGAGGACAUACUCUACUUGAGGAAAUGAAGUUAUUGAAGGAAAUGCAGGAUCAUACUGGAGCGAGGAAGCUAAUAAAUUCUGAGCUGUGGCAUGCUUGUGCUGGCCCACUUGUAACAUUGCCUCAGGUUGGAAGCCUUGUGUAUUACUUCCCACAGGGGCACAGUGAACAGGUGGCUGUUUCCACAAACAGAACAGCAACUUCACAGAUACCUAAUUAUCCAAAUCUUGCUCCUCAGUUGUUGUGCCAAGUUCACAAUGUUACCCUACAUGCAGAUAAGGAGACAGAUGAGAUCUAUGCCCAAAUGAGCCUCCAACCUGUGAAUUCUGAGAGAGAUGUCUUCCCCAUUCCAGAUUUUGGACUGAAGCCUAAUAAGCAUCCAACUGAGUUCUUUUGCAAAACUUUGACUGCCAGUGAUACAAGCACACAUGGUGGAUUCUCUGUUCCUAGAAGAGCAGCAGAAAAGCUGUUCCCACCCUUGGAUUACUCGAUGCAACCUCCAACACAAGAGCUUGUUGUACGAGACUUGCACGAUAAUACUUGGACAUUUCGUCACAUAUACCGCGGGCAGCCGAAGCGACAUCUUCUCACAACUGGAUGGAGCAUGUUUGUUGGAGCAAAACGCCUUAGAGCUGGUGAUUCUGUUCUAUUUAUCAGGGAUGAGAAGUCACAGUUAUUGCUGGGAGUGAGGCGAGCUAACCGUCAGCAAACCUCAUUGCCCUCUUCAGUCCUGUCUGCUGAUAGUAUGCAUAUUGGAGUACUUGCAGCUGCUGCCCAUGCUGCUGCUAAUAGAAGCACAUUCACAAUAUUCUACAAUCCUAGGGCAUGUCCUUCAGAGUUUGUCAUUCCUUUGACCAAAUAUAGAAAAUCUGUUUAUAGCACACAACUUUCAGUUGGUAUGAGGUUUGGAAUGAUGUUUGAAACUGAGGAAUCCGGUAAACGCAGAUAUAUGGGCACUAUUGGAGGCAUUAGUGACGUAGAUCCACUGAGAUGGCCUGGUUCCAAGUGGCGGUGUCUACAGGUAGAGUGGGAUGAACCUGGAUGCGGAGACAAACAGAGUAGAGUUAGUCCAUGGGAAGUUGAAACACCAGAAAGCCUCUUCAUAUUUCCUUCCCUGACCGCAGGCCUCAAGCGACCUUACCAGUCUACCUUUUUGGGGGCGCAACCUGAGUGGGACAGUUUGAUGCACCGCCCUUUCAUGCGUGUUCCUGAAAAUGUAUAUGGGGAUCUUCAAAGUUCCUCAAUCUCAAACCUGUGGUCAGAACAGCUGAUGAAGAUGCUGGUAAGACCUCCUGGUGUUACUGGUCUUCAAUGCGGUAUCCCAACAGUACAAGACAUUAAGGUUGUGCUACCUCAAGAAGCGCAACGGAAUGUAAUACAGGCAGCUGGAAACCUAAAACCUGACCUAACUACUGUAGAAGCUACACCUGCACAAAGUGAAACAAAUUCUGAAGUGAUCCUCAAUCAACCUGGUGUUGUCAACUCUAUUUCUUCGAUGCAAGCGAAGUCUCAACCUCCAGAAAAAGUAGGAAUUGACACUGUUGGAAAAAGUUCCGAGCAAGUAAAAGAAACUAGUACUUCUUCAGGUAAAUUAGAUCAGUUUGAGUCUGUAGAGCAGUGUACUGAAGACAAAGUAACUGUAAAGCCAGCAAGUACACCUAAUCUUCCAACUGAUGCGAGUGCAACAGCUUCCAACCACAACAGCUUAUCUCAAUUGCAAGCUAGUCCUUGGCUUAUCCAGGCACAGUUGGAGUCACAAAUUCCCCCUAACACUCAAAUUUAUUCUGCUGGUUCCAAUAAUAUCCUCCACUGUUCGACUAAUAAUGAGUGGAAUCCAUCCUCUGUGCAGUCUGCUGCUGGAUUGCUCAGAUGUCCUGUGUCGACCUCCACUUUGACAAAACAUGACAAUUCUUUUAUCUUGCCUGAUACUGUUGGUACUGGACUAGCUCCAAUAGGCCAGGAUUUGUGGGAUCAUCAGUUGAAUGAUGUGAAGUGCUUUUCCCAGACAAACCUUCCGGUUCCACUAGACAUAACUAACAUGCAGUUCCUACCUGAUUCAUAUGGUUUUAAAGACUUGUCAGAGGAGAGCCAUAACCAAAGUGAUAUAUAUAGCUGUCUUAACUUUGAUAGCAACAGCGGGAGUACCGUGAUUGAUAAUUCUGUUUCGAGCACAGUGUUAGAUGAAUUCUGCACUUUGAAGCAUACUGAUUUCCAGAAUCCUUCAGAUUUUCUAUUAGGCAACAUCAGUUCUAGUCAAGAUGUUCAAUCUCAGAUUACAUCAGCUAGCCUAGCAGAUUCUCAGAAUUUCUCUGUACAAGAAUUUGCUGACAACUCGGGUGGUGCAUCAUCAAGCAAUGUAAACUUUGAUGAAUGUAAUCUUCUGCAGAAUAACUCAUGGCAGCAAGUCGCUCCACGUGUGAGGACAUAUACAAAGAUUCAAAAGGCUGGAUCUGUGGGAAGAUCAAUUGAUGUCUCUGGCUUUAGAACUUAUGAUGAACUGCGCGCUGAAAUUGAAAGAAUGUUCGGACUUGAGGGGCUACUGAAUGACUCCAGAGGCUCGGGCUGGAAGUUGGUCUAUGUGGAUUUCGAGAAUGAUGUCCUUCUCGUUGGUGAUGAUCCUUGGGAGGAAUUUGUUGGAUGUGUUCGAUGCAUCAGAAUCUUAUCGCCCACUGAAGUUCAACAGAUGGGUGAGGAAGGAAUGCAGCUAUUGAACUCUGCCGGACUGCAAGGCAUAAAUGGCUCAACAUCAGAAUAUCCAAACUGAGCUAGCUCAAAACAGGUGGUGAUCUAUGAGUUCACAGUGAUUGAUCACUAGUUGCAUGGAACAUCAUGAUGAUUAAUGUUGUUGUUGAACAUCUUAAGCAGAUGAUUUAUUAGGGGUUUCUGUUAUAUUAGUUGUUGUAAUUUAUGAGUGUGAACUAUGUAAGAAAACAUCUUUAGCAUUAUUAAACUUCGCCCUUCCACAUA
Molecule: messenger RNA, 4130 nt
Organism: Capsicum annuum
Lineage: Eukaryota; Viridiplantae; Streptophyta; Magnoliopsida; Solanales; Solanaceae
Product: auxin response factor 5
Exons: 14
Coding region: 1120-3927 (935 amino acids)
Biological process (GO): response to hormone; regulation of DNA-templated transcription
Cellular component (GO): nucleus
Molecular function (GO): protein binding; DNA binding
Source: RefSeq, a predicted model, not a curated record